UAUACUCAAUGGAAUGACAAUAAUAAUUAAUAAGCAUGUAUACAACUUUAUAUAUCGGGACGUAUUCCUGGUCGAUAUCGCCAUAAAUUGUCAUGUUUAUGAAACACUUCUAGACAUUCCUAUGUAUUUUAACAAGACCAAAUAUCACUUGUAUGGCAGUUCUGUUAUGUUGAUGCAUUUCUUCAAAACAAAAGCUUAGUACCAAAGUGUAAAGGUCUUCAGAAUUUUGGAUAAUGUACGCUGAUAGUUUUUAUUGGUUAAACCUGCCAGAAACAAUAGAUUAAUUAAUUAAUAACAUAUCCUAAUAAACCGUGUUUCCUGGCUACAAUAAAAGCUUAUAUCUGUCUAUCAAAUGCGGAAUUACUAUGGAAACAAAAGCUUUAUAUGCUUUAGAUAGUUAUAUGAAUAAUUGAUUGAAUUAUCAGUUGUAUUCGCCGUCAUACAGAACUUAAAGGCACAGAAACAAGUUAUUGAGGAUUUAUAAAUCAUGUGAAUUAAAAACGUGCAUGGCAAUGGUGGUAAACAUUUUUGGCUUUACACGAUUCGAUGGGCGAUAGCACUAAUGAGAGAAUGAGAGACAAGGAUCUUGCCGAGGAAGAAAUUUUGAACGCGGCCACGAAACUUGUUGCUGAGGCCAUGGCUACGGGAGUUAUAAACUUUUUUGAAAAGUCAAUAAAUACUGAUAGAAGGACUGUGUACAAAAACCUUAUUGAAAAGGCAAGGACGUCUACGACAACUGUGUCAAAGCGGAACAAUCUAGACCUUUAUGAGUGCGUAAACAUCGUGCAAAGUAUCCUAAAGGACUGUUUAUGCGAUCCUGACGGUGUUAGUAGGCGCGCAUCAUCUAGCAAAAGUUCCACGUGCAAGCUUUUGUGAUUUAUGAUUUGUAAGCCUUUCCUGUAAAAUUAAAACUGAAUUAAAACUAUUUUGAUAUUUGAAGAGUGAUAAUUUCCAUGUGUGGCGAGAAUUUUACGAUAAAUCUGAAAAUGAAACAUUUUAAAGCCUCCAAUGAAUAAUAUUUAUUUCUAACUAAAAUCCACCAAGAGCAAAAUGCUCUGUAACAUGAAAAACACAAUUACCGAUGCAUUUUCUUGUUCAUAUAUCAAACUAUGUAAAUAUUUAUCCAUGCUUUAAUAAUUAAAUGUA
Messenger RNA from Mercenaria mercenaria, 1146 nucleotides. RefSeq lists its product as uncharacterized. The coding region runs from base 547 to 876 and encodes 109 amino acids. The transcript has 2 exons. The record is from RefSeq and is a predicted model, not a curated record. NCBI's taxonomy places the organism in Eukaryota, Metazoa, Mollusca, Bivalvia, Venerida, Veneridae.